AUGGGACCUACCGGGGCCGGAAAGACGACAUUCAUCAACCUUGCUAGUGGCUCCCAGUUGCGAGUAGGAUCUGGCUUAGAAUCCGAAACAGCAUACAUACAAUUGUCGAAGCCGUUCAUACUCGACAAAUAUCAAAUCGUGCUGAUCGACACUCCUGGUUUCGAUGAUACUACCAAAUCAGAGGCAGAUGUGCUCAGGGGCAUUGCUGAGUACCUUGCUACCAUGCACACGAGGAAACAAUACCUGCACGGUAUUAUCUAUCUACAUCGCAUCACCGACAACCGCAUGGGAGGAACUGCCUUGCGCAAUUUUAGAAUGUUUCGAGAGCUGUGCGGGGGAGACGCCCUCGCAAACUGUGCCGUCGUUCUGAACAUGUGGAACGAGGUCAGCGACGAUAUUCGAAGGGCUCGUGAGAAGGAGCUAAGGGAGACCGACGUUUUCUUCAAACCUGCCAUCGAUGCCGGGACACUCAUGAUGCACCACGAAGGCGGGGCACCAUCCGCGAGGGCUAUCCUCAGCCAAAUAGCCCAGAAUAACCCCAGACCUUUUCUGAUACAGCGGGAGAUCGUGGAUAUGGGGAAACCAAUCUCCGAAACAUCGGCGGGGCUGGUGCUUCUAGGAGACCUAGCAGCGAAGCACCUCAAGCAACUGGCCCAAUUGCACGAGAUGGAGGCAGAGCUCGAGGAGGCGGUGCGACAGAAGGACGAAAAGGAGCAGAGAGAGCUUGAGGAGAUACAGCUCAAGACGAAGAGGGAGAGGGACAGACUUGAGGAGGAACAGAGGAGAAUACGCGAUGCUCCGGCCGUCGCGACGGAGGUACCGCUACGAACAGUGGGACCGCUGCAAACCAUCGUUACUAAGGUUUGGAGGGCAUGGAGAGCACUUCGCGAGCGUGUUUGA
Postia placenta MAD-698-R-SB12 is the source of this 900-nucleotide messenger RNA. RefSeq lists its product as hypothetical. The transcript is spliced from 3 exons. Gene Ontology annotation, molecular function: GTP binding. The record is from RefSeq and is a predicted model, not a curated record. The coding region runs from base 1 to 900 and encodes 299 amino acids. Lineage: Eukaryota; Fungi; Basidiomycota; Agaricomycetes; Polyporales; Adustoporiaceae.